UUUCCAGUUCGCCAAUUACUUCCAGUACCGAGUGGCCGCUCGAUACGUCAGAAUUCUUCCUCAGACCUUUCGCGGAUACAAGUUGUGCAUGCGAGCUGAGUUGAUUGGCUGUGCGUUUUGGCAAGUUAAUCUAGCGUCAAAUACGACCGCUGAACAAUCAAGCACCGUGAACGGACAGGUAGCCUCCAGAGCAAUUGAUGGAAACUUUAGUAGUGAAUCUUGUUCUCUGACCCAGACCGAAGACAAUCCGUGGUGGCGUGUAGAUCUGGGAUAUGUAACUGCCAUAAGAGAGCUUUACCUUGCUGCUCCUCGAAAUGGUACUGAGUUAAAAGACUUUGAAAUAAGGAUUGGAAACAGUACGGAGAACGAAGGUAAUGACAAUGAAAAAUGCGGAGAUAAACACAGCGUAAGACCUGGUGAUGUCAAAACCAUCAGGUGUAAUAUUACUGGACAGUACAUCAACAUCCGGAUACCUGAGAGCGGGAAAGCUUUAUCACUGUGUGAAGUGGUGCCUUAUGGAAUGGACCCGUCAAUGGUAAACUUUAGUCCACAGGUUGUCUUGAGUUACGUCAACUAUGUUCGUAUGUUAGAGUACAGGAAGCGACUAUUAGAACAGCAGGAACGAUUAAGGAACGCCACCUUGGAGGCUCAAAAAGCAGGAAAACAGCUGGUUAAUCAAGGUCAACAGGCUAUUGGUGGAGCCCAGCAACAAGGUCAGCAAGCGAUCAAUCAGGGGAAACAGUUGGCUGGCCAGGGACAAGCUGCUAUUGGUCAAGGACAGGCUGCAGUUGGUGGAGCCGUGGGUCAAGGACAAGCAGCUCUUGGCGGAUUUCAGAAUCAAGGACAACAGGCAUUUGGCCAAGCGCAAGGGAUGUUUGGUGGCGCACAAGGUCAAGGUCAACAGAUGCUGGGCCAGUUUCAAAACCAAGGAGUAGGCAUGGCAAACCAAUUUCAAAACCAGUUUAACCAGUUUCAGAAUCAAGGUGCAGGAAUGGCAAACCAAUUCCAAAACCAGUUUCAAAAUCAGUUUGGCCAACUUCAGAAUCAAGGAGCAGGCAUGGCAAACCAAUUUCAAAACCAGUUUAACCAGCUUCAGAAUCAAGGUGCAGGAAUGCUAAACCAGUAUCAAAACCAGAUGAACCAGUUACAAAGUCAAGGCAUGGGUAUGGUCAAUCAAUACCAAGGCCAGCUUCAAAACCAGUUUAACCAGUUGCAAGGCCAGGGCAUGGGCAUGGCCAACAGGCUUCAAGGACAAGGGAUGCAACUGGCCAAUCAACUUCAGGGCCAAGGUAUGGGCAUGGUGAACCAACUUCAAGGACAAGGCAUGCAAUUGGCCAGUCAACUUCAAGGUCAAGGCGCAGGAAUGCUGGGACAAGCGCAAAACCAGUUGAGCCAGCUUCAAGGACAGGGUAUGGGAAUGGUAAACCAACUUCAAGGACAAGGGCAGCAGCUGGCUGGUCAGCUGCAAGGCCAGGGAAUGGGGUUAGCCAAUCAGAUUCAAGGACAAGGCAUGGGUGUUGUUAAUCAAUUACAAGGUCAAGGCAUGGGUGCAGUAAACCAACUGCAAAGCCAAGGACUGGGGAUGACAAAAGACCUGAGUAAAACUUCUGAUGAUUUGAUUGAAAAGGCUAAAGACUUUUACAAGAAGUUGAAGCCUUGGCAGAAGAGAGCAGAAGAUUUCUACAAUGAAAAAAUCAAAGGACAAUAUUUUGAAAUGGGAAAAAGGUGGUUUAAUCGUGGAAGGGAAUAUGGUCUGAAGGCUCUCGAUGUGUUCAAAGACACAGUGUUGUCUGAGUUCAAAGGGCUGGCAAGUGAUAUUGGCGGAGAAAUAUCAGCAAUUGGAAACUACGAUACAAAAGAUGUCAAAGGUCUCCUGGACAAUGUCGAUAAAGACAAAAUCAAGGAAUUGGUUGAGAAAGUCAAACCUCUUAUUCCUGAGUACUACGAAAAAGCCAGAAAAAUGGCCACUGAUAUCUUUAACCAAGGGAAAACGGAGUUCGACAGGAUAAGAGAGGAGGUUGAAAAUGAGGCUAAUAAAGCCGUAGCCAUGGGAGAAGGGCUGUCACAAGAGGCCACCGGGCUUGUAGGUGAAGCACAGAAACAAGGAAUGGAAGCUGUUGGGCAGGCGCAGCAGGCCGGAAUGGGAGCACUGAACCAAGCCAGGCAGACAGGACAAGGACUUGUGCAACAAGGACAACAGACCCUCAACCAAGUACAGCAACAAGGAAUGGGAAUAAUGAACCAGGCUCGUCAAACCGGUAUGGGCGCCUUUAAUCAAGUCAGACAACAAGGAAUGGGAGCUUUAGGACAAGUACAGAAUAUGGGACAGCAAGGCUUUCAACAGGUGCAAAAUCUCCAAGGCCAGCUCAGGCAGACUGGUCAAGGAUUAUAUGGUCAAGCACAAGGUAUGGCCCAAGGGCUACAGGGUCAGCUAAUGCAGCAAGGCCAGGGACUGUACGGUCAGGCUCAGAGAAUGGGAGGAGGCUUACAAAGCCAGUUAAUGCAGCAAGGACAGAAUCUGUACGGUCAAGCGCAGAGCAUGGGCCAAGGCGCCUUUCAGCAAGGGAUGAACCUUGGCAGUCAACUGCAGCAGCAAGGACAAAAUGCUUUCCGGCAAGGAGCUGGAAUGGCACAGGGUCUCCAAGGAAUGGGAUCAAAUUAUUAUGGACAAGCUCUGAAUAUGGGUCAAGGAUUCCAACAGCAAGGCCAACAACUCAUGAACCAAGGUCGACAAAUGUCAGGGCAAGUGGCAGGCCAGGUACCGAGCCCUCAACAGCAGUGGCAGCACCUGAUGAAUCAGGGACAGAAACUUCAGAAACAGGGCCAGAGUCAGGGAGAGGCCCUCAAGAAACAAGGCGAACAGGCGGCCGGUGGUGGCUCCAAAUAGAAAUUAUAUGGCAACCAAACUGCUUUUAAUUCUCAAGUGGGCAGUCAAGAUGAACCAAAGUGAAUUCAAUGUGCUACAAAUGGUCUAUUACGUUUGCUAUUAAGUUCUAUAAUUGCAGCUCUAGAGACAUUUUGGAAUGUUUCGCGGUUAAAGUAAAAAACGUGCUAGUGAAGCUGCUGGUGCCAUGCUCACGUGCCCUACCAAUCAAAGGCGCCUCUAAUAAUUCUGCUAAGUUUGCAAAAUUGCUUUUUCUUCCUCCAUGCAGUUAAGAAUCGAGGAGAGUUUGACUUCAAAAUUUUAAAUUCCCUAGCGAAGGAGAGGUAGUAGUUUUAAACGAGUGUAUUAUUUCCAGUGUCCUUUCCUGACCGCAAUCUUCAAGUUUUCGCUUCAUGAGAGCAAACGCUAACCGACAACAGCUAAAGAUAGCUAGGAAUCUUUCAAGUUGUUACAUUACUUACUAUUUUUAGGGCCAAGUCCCAUCAAUAAUAGCUUGCUUUAGCAAAAACAAGGCUGCGUAUGGGUUGAGAAGCAACAAUUUGUACUUGAAGUUACACGCAAGCGUUUGCUUCGAUAAGCUAUAUAUCCGGCGAAACACAUAUAUUUAAAUUGAUGUACGACUUUUAUUGUCUCUUGUAAGGUGAACUAAGCCUCUCAUUUGAUGCCGGGAUUAUACUCACAUACUACUGCCGGUACUCCCUGGGAUAGUGCUUCGGCAUAUUCCUUACUGGUUCUCAGAAACGCAAAUGAUAUAGGACGAGAGUACAUUAAAGCGGGUUGAAAUCGACAACCACAGGUCAGGACCAAAGCUAAUACACCAAAAAAACAAAACAAACAAACAAAAAAAACACUUUGUAUUAACGUGGCCACACCCUGAUAUUAUCGUUUCCUUUUGUCCUUCUUUACCCCUUUUCCUUUCCCGCUCAGGUCAGUUCCCUAGCAGCAUCUCUUCGUCAGUCAGGUUCACAGGCUGUCUAUUUUGAAUUGGAACAGUGGUGGUGUUCCCAAUGCUUUCCCACGACAAAUCAGCGGCAUAAGGGGCGAUUGCUUUUAAAAGGCGGAAUGUGAGAAUUACGUUUUACUCCAACAUGGAAAUCGCAUUUCAACUUUAAUUUCGUGGUUAUAUGAUGUUUUUCGAUCCAGACGAACGAAAAAGAAAGCAUCGAUACUUAACGUCAAGUCUGGUCAGUACGCGAUUUACAUUCAUGCUCUCCUAGCAAUGAAAACACUACACUUCACUUUUGUUUAAAAAAAAUCCCUUUUAUUCCUUUCACAUCAUAUUGCAAGUGUUUAACCUGGGGUUAUUGAAAGUCAUUAAACACAUUGCAGAAAAUAAACAAUAAUAUCACUAUGAUUGGAUUUUCUCGUUGCUAUAUUUUUCUUGAGAAACAUUCACUUUUCAUUCUGAAAGAGCUAUCUACCUCACCGUCUCACAAUGUACGAGUACAAAUACAACAUAAUACAAAUAUAUAUAGCUUGUAAAACUCAAACUGCAAUGUUGUUGAAUCCGGUAAUCCACCUGUCACUCGCUAAUUAUCUGUAAAAAAAAAAAAAGAGAUAAAAUGAGAAUUGAGAAAUCCAUCAGUGCAAUAUGUACGAAAUGGUAAGAUGAAACGAGGAGAGCAGAGUAAAGAUCUUUUAAAGUUAAACAGUACUGAACUGGUUGUUCAUCAGGCCCCGGUUGUUCGAAGGCUGGAUAACGCUAUCCACCGGAUAAAUCGCUAUUCAGUGGAUAAGAGUUAACAAAACAAACCACGCUAUCCGCUGGAUAGUGAUUUAUCCGGUGGAUAGCGUUAUCCACCUUUCCAACAACCCGGGCCAUAAACGGAAGAAAAUAGUACGAUGUUUUAGGCGAUAACUAAAAUAAAUUUUUAUGAUCAAAUACAUUUUAAAAACACCGACCUUCGUCUCUUUUCUUACCAUUUCCCCCGCCAAUUCUCUUUAAGAGUAGUUUCUCGUUUUCUUGUCUACUAUUGCAAACAGUCCGGCGUGUAAUGAUUAAAAGCAUUAACAUUCAAACAUGGGCCGGCUUUCGAAUUUCCUUACGGUCGAGGCUGGUAACGCGGUAGGAAGAGAAAGAGCCUCAAAUCAAUCUUUCUUUAAAUUAUGUAUCAGGAGCUUAUUGAGCUGGCUAUGUGGAAUCUGAUUUCAUAACUCUAAACCUUAUAUAUUCAUUAGUUCACAUGCUGAAGACGGGUUGUGGGCUGUCAUAUACUCGUAUCUGUUCUACAGUCCGUCGUAAUUGUGUAUAAGUCAUGUCAUGAAACAAAAACGUAAAUAAAUUAACAUUGUUUUUUU
This is a messenger RNA of Orbicella faveolata, 5182 nucleotides long. RefSeq lists its product as uncharacterized. The record is from RefSeq and is a predicted model, not a curated record. NCBI's taxonomy places the organism in Eukaryota, Metazoa, Cnidaria, Anthozoa, Scleractinia, Merulinidae.